Messenger RNA from Suillus bovinus, 1264 nucleotides. RefSeq lists its product as uncharacterized. Lineage: Eukaryota; Fungi; Basidiomycota; Agaricomycetes; Boletales; Suillaceae. Bases 143 to 1051 code for a protein of 302 amino acids. The transcript is spliced from 14 exons. The record is from RefSeq and is a predicted model, not a curated record.
CCUUUUCGUUCAGGACAUCAAAUGGAAAGGGCGGUGGCGGCGGCGGAAGCUCGACGCGAUGUUGUACGAUUUUCAUUAGGACACCACAAGUUCACAGCCCUUACAUUUUAACAAGAUUGGGCCUGUCCUAUAAGUAUUUUUCAUGUCGGGACUAGAAGAAUCUCUCUAUGCUCUUGACUGGAAUAACAAGAUGUCAAUUGCAGUCAUUACCAUGGUAUCUUAUGAGUGCAUACUUCAGUUCGAUAAAGAGGUCACGUUUGUUUGGGGAAGACCGUGGUCAAUGAUGUCGUGUCUGUACCUUGCUGUUCGAUAUUUCGGCCUUUUGGUUGCAAUAAUUUCCGGCCUCUGGGGAGGUUUAUUCUAUAUGUCUGAAGCAGUGAGCUAUGGUACGUUCCUGUUUAUGCAAUGGGGUAUUUCCGUAUAUUCUUGCUUGACGAAAGUCAUUCUCAUUUGGCGUCUAUACGCCCUAUACAACCAAUCCAAGCCCAUACUUUAUGUUCUACUGGGGUUGUUGCUACCUAUCGUCGCGCUCUAUAUAGCGAUGGAUGUAUAUCUAUGGAGUCGACCCUCAGCGAUCUCAAUGCAAGAAAUAAUAAUAACCCCGAACAUCAAGUACUGCACGGCUUUCUUCCACAUCAGGCCUAUGUUCGCGAUAUAUACUUCCAUCCCCGCCAUAUGCUAUGAUAUUUUGCUGGUUUUUCUCGCCAUUGCCGUCCUCGUAAAGCACCUGAAGGAACGGAAGGAAAUUAGAAUGAAGCCUAACAUCUAUAUAGUCUUGAUCGUCCGAUAUCAUGUGAUAUACUUUAUCCUGAAUUUGACAAUUCAGAUCUUCACGGCGAUAUUGUGGGCCAACAUUCCGAUGGUGGUGAUGAAUUUCAUACUGUUGUUCUACGACACGGCACCAUAUAUCAUCGUCCCACGUCUUAUCAUUAACAUUUGGGAAACGCAUGCCAACGACAACUGUGUGCGUGUCAGUACGACAUUCGAGGAUUGCGUCUGUUGGACUUCGCCACCGCAAUUGGAGCAGCACGAGAUGGAUAGAAGGGUAUGAUGUUCCAAAUUGAGACAGGGGUCAAGUGAAGUUCUUCGCUCAGACUCUUGUCUCAACAAUCUUCCUUGAUAUCUCAUGGGAGCAAGUAGUCCAGGGCCCAAUGGUUUUGUGUAACUAUGUACCAUCAUGUCCACAAAUUAUUAGUACAUAUUUAGCUUGUAUUUCAUAGCUAGGUGUAAAUUGCGGCCUAAUAUGAUUUAUUUUUUAGAGGAC